AUGCUCAAGUUUGUGGCAGCGGCCCGAAAUCGACCUGAGAAGAAGCAGAAAUUGGUAUUCUCACGCCUUAACUCGGACGCUACACAAGUGAAUGGUGUGUUGAGUAACGACCGAUUCACUGCGGUGGAUGUGUACCCCAAGUCUGCAUCGGACAAGGUAUUAUCAAGUCUGCACCCAAAGAGGACUGCUAGCGUCAACGCAGUAUCAGAGAACAAGCAAUGCAAAAUUGGUAAAACGAUGGUGUCAGCAAAGCGCAAGGGUGACAAAAAAAUCAAACACGCAUGGGAGGAAGAAUUACUCGCCGAUGAAGCCCGAAUAUCAAUUACACAUCGUGGAAUGGGAUUUGUCCGCGCAAAACAGCUCGAGAUUUCGCCGUACGAGAUCGACAAUGCAGCGUGUAAGUCGCUCUCCCAUUUGGUUCGCACACGCAACAUGAGAGUCGAAGAAGCAACACAAUUUAUCCGUGGCGAACACGACAAUGACAGAAGGCCGAACAAAGCUAUUGACCCAGAACGACUACAUCGCGUACUCAGAGGUUAUCCACCUCUCGAUGAACUAACUAAAAUUGCAGAGGUCGGCACCGAUGUAGAGUGGCGUCAAGGACCGAUGAAGAAUCGUCCACCUCCUAAGAAUCACGGUUCGUGUCGUCGUUAUUUGCGCGCGGUGACCAGGUCAAUUCGCGAAGGCCAAGACGCUGGUCAGUAUAUGGUUGUGGAGGCCGAAACCCUCGACCGAUGGUCUGAAAUUACCUGCAGUUCUUUAGGGGCUGUGGUAAAGAAGGGUGGAGAUCCGAACGAGGAAGUUUGCACUAUUCAUGACUUAUCAUUUCAGAAGAACGACUCGCGAGACACGGCUACGAAAACAGAAUUUUACUAG
Phytophthora infestans T30-4 is the source of this 876-nucleotide messenger RNA. RefSeq lists its product as uncharacterized. The transcript is spliced from 4 exons. The record is from RefSeq and is a predicted model, not a curated record. Lineage: Eukaryota; Oomycota; Peronosporomycetes; Peronosporales; Peronosporaceae. The coding region runs from base 1 to 876 and encodes 291 amino acids.